This is a messenger RNA of Chara braunii, 6233 nucleotides long. NCBI's taxonomy places the organism in Eukaryota, Viridiplantae, Streptophyta, Charophyceae, Charales, Characeae. The record is from the annotation of a GenBank genome assembly.
ACGCCAAGAAAAGCAAAAACCAGGGAUACUUGGCCGAUGCCAAGAAAAAGCUGACUUUUGAUGGUGGAAACAUCACCAAGUUCCUAAUCGAUUAUGAAAAUCUAGCAGCCUUACUAAGAUGGACCGAGGAGAAAAAAAUGGAGCACCUAGGCCAGCAUGUGUCACUCAACCUAGGUAGGGACAUAAUGGCAAUCGUCGCAACAAGCGGAUCAUGGAAAGAGGCGAGGGACGUGAUGAUGAGGAAGUAUCUAGCAGACGAAAAGAUGGCCACGGAGGCGGAACUGGCUACAGUGCAGAGGAAGAAUUUCGCAACAUACAACGACUUCCUAAGGGAGUUUACUCUCGUAGCACUACGAAUCCCGAAGUGACGGACCGAAUAAUGAGCAAGUACUUGCUAAAGCAAUUCACCGAGUUUGACAAAGAUAAGAUCUUGUCCGCAUACCAGCAGACAACAAAGUUCCUGAACACUAGAGACAUAGAUUUCAGCACUAUAACGGAUAUUGCAGAGAAGAUGGUGGUGACUGACUCGUUGGCCCUGCUAAAAGAAGGAGAGAUCAUAGAUUUGACAGGCAAGAUUGGAGAUAAAGUGAAGAAAGGAAUCGAAAGCCUGCACGAGCGGGUCCACGGGGUUGACGGCAAGAUAGAGAGAGUAGAGGACGCCUUACUGGUGAUGCAAGCCCAUGUCUCUCAAACGCAAGCAGUACGACCCCCCCUCCCGCCACAAGAGGCAAUCGUACCCCCAGGGAUAGCCAACCGCGGUAAUAAUCGAAAGGACCCGGCCAAUGAGCAGUGCAAGUACUGCACGAUAGCCGGGCAUUUUGUCCGCAUGUGUCCCAGGCUUAACCACGAUAUCAUCCUUAAACGGUGCUUUAGAACUUUGCGCGGGGAAAUCCUGGGGCCGCGAGGAGAGAGGGUAAACUGGAACUCGCGGGGAGGGAUGCGCAGAGCAGUAAUCGCACUUAACAACCUGGACGCAGCUGCGGUGGAGGCUGAACCAGUAGAGGAACUUACCUGGGGACAGGCACCCGGGCGAGGGCACCAGGUUAACUUCAUCACCGAGAGUGAUGACCGCGACGGGGUUAAUGUGACCACCAGACAACGGGGUGCUACAAAGAAGGUAAUUCAGGACACAGUCAUGGAAGACGCGCAGGAAGGGUCGAACCCGCCAGCAGAAUCGGAUCAGGACAAAGUUUACGGCAAGCCUAGGAAGGAGGCACCCGUAGACAAAGCUAGUCCUAGACUACUAAAGGGCCUAAGACAGGUGCUAACAAGGCAAAUGUUGGAAGUAGCGGAGGAACCGGAUGUACGCGAAGAAGGCAAGGAAGAGGAGCCACCGCGGGAAGUGGCAAACCUUCAGAGGGCCCCCGGGGAUCUGGAAGGUCUAGAGAAGGCCUUCGCAGACAUCCGGCUAAGUCUGCCAGACCGGGAAGGCGGAGAAGUCAUGAGGGCACCGCCUGGCACGAAACUGAGUUUCCAUGCGCUACCGGUAGGGAAGCUGAAAGUCCAGAUUGGCGCCCACCAUACGGAUGCACUGGUAGAUGGCGGGGCAGAAAUCACACUCAUUCGCAAGGACUUUGCAACAAUUGCUGGGUGCCCAAUCAACCGGGAGGUCACGGGGAGUGUCCGGGAGCAGGCAAUCAAAGAAGUAUGCCAAGAAUCUCACCUAGCAUUCGCUUUCAAUGACCAUCAGAAAGGGCGCCUGGACGCGAAGCUGAUCCCACGAGUCAGGAUCCACAUGGUCGAGCAUGAGUGUUGGAAUGACAAGGGACCGGCCUACGACUUUGGGAUCGCAGGAGAAGUGACGGAGCUCCUUAGGGCAAAAAUGGACUCCUUCGUGGCAGAACCCACCGCGUCUCCUUAUGCCAACAAGUGGUUUGUAUUCCGCAAGCCCAACAAGUCACUUAGGUGGAUUCAGGACCUGCAAAAGUUAAAUGUUGUCACCAUCCGGGACGCGGGAUCGUUGCCACAGGCAGAUCUGCUGGCCGAAUCCCAUGCCGGACGCAGUAUUUACUCCUUGAUAGAUCUGUACUCAGGAUACGACCAGCUCCUGCUGGACGCACGAGAUAGGCCCUACACGGCUAUGCAUACGCCAGUUGGACAGUUGCAGAUGCAGGUCACGCCUAUGGGACUUACUAAUGCGGUAGCAGAGGCACAGGGGAGGAUGCUCGCGGUGGCCGGGGACAUGUUCCCAGACAAAUGUGAGCCCUACAUUUACGACAACCCUGUCAAACAAGCACGGGAGAAGGAUGAGACCAAAGUCCAGCCGGGGAUAAGAAAGUUUGUUUGGGACCACCUGCAGGAUAUUAGAGAGCUGCUGCGAAGAUUCCUAAAAUACAUCGUAACCGCUAGCCGUCCGAAGAGUAUCUUGGCAGUUCCAGAAGUCACAAUUUUGGGAUUUCGUUGUGGGGCCUAUGGAAGGAAGCCGGAUCCGGCUAAGACCGAUAAGAUAGCACAGCGGCCUACGCCCCUUCAAACUACAACAGAAGUCAGGGCAUUCCUGGGGGUGGUAGGCUUUUGGAGAAUCUUCAUAAAAGGGUUCGCAAAGAUAGCGGAACCGAUUCGAGCCAUGAUCCGUGAAGAAGGCACGCUCAAUUGGACUGAGGAAAGGGAAUCGGCCGUCGAGACCCUGAAAAAUAUUCUCACAUCCGAAGAAGUCACCCUUGCCGCUCCGUGUUUCAACGACGAGGUCGGUCGACCUUUCAUCCUUGAGACGGAUGGAGGACCAAUGGCAGUCGGCGGGGUGCUAAUCCAAAAAGGCGAAGAUGGUAGAGAGCGACCGAUCAGAUUUGAGAGUAGGACGCUCAAUUCGGCUGAGCGGUGCUACUCUCAGUUCAAGAAGGAGGUACUUGCGAUACUGCAUUGCCUCAAGACCUUUCAGGCUUACCUCUUCGGGAGGAGGUUUAUCCUGAGGAUAGACCCAACCAAUGUCGCCGGGGCCCUGAAGAACUAUAAGCCUAUAGACCCGAUUGUUGGAAGAUGGGUAGGAUUUAUCUGGCAGUUUGACUAUAAGAUUGAGCGCAUAGCCGGCUUUAGGAAUCGAGCAGACGGACUGAGCAGGGUGGCUCUCACACCCGAAGGGCUAGAAGAGGCAGAGCCGAUUGACGCGUUCCUCGACGACGAGGGCGGGAUGCUGGUAGUAGACAGCGAGAUGGCCGGAACCACUUGCACAACUGGGGAGCUAUUGAUCACAGCACUCGAAAAGGGGCCUCUGGCAGUGGUUGCCGAGUUAAGGGAAGGAAUGGUCACCAGAGUUGGAAGGAGGGAAGAGAAGGACGCUUGGGGCAGUGUUGUGAAGCCCCGGGAUAAACAAAUCGCACUAGCCGUUGAGGGAGGCUGGAGAAGGGUUAUGAGCAUGAUGGAGUCUCAGGAGCUGGAGAUGCAGCACUAUCAGGCCUAUCAGGUGGAUAAUAAUCAGACGGGUACUCAGGAAGAAGAGCAGUUCUUCCUCAUCAAGUCAUAUGAAGGGUUGUUCAGAGAAAUUGGGUUGCUGCUGGUGGGGAACAAGGAACCCCACGAGGUUAGUCCUAAAGCUAGGGAGGAAGCGGAUAGGUAUGUGCUUAGAAGGGGGAACCUAUUCCGAAAGGAGGAAGGCCUGAUGCCCAGGAGAGUAGUCUGUGGAAGGAUACGACAGCUCGACAUUCUUCAGGCCAUGUAUGACGGAUUGGCCGGUGGCCAUCGCUCAUCCAAAGGGACCCUAGCCAAGAUAACGCCGCUCUAUUAUUGGCCGGGAAUGGCAUCUAUGGUAGCCACAUACUGCCAGACCUGCAAAAUCUUCCAGGAACGAGGCACGGUCCGCAUUUUCGAGCCACUUAGACCCACCCGCGUGUUGGGGCCAGGGCAUAUGGUACAUCUCGACCUGGCAGUCAUGCCGGUUUCCAGAAAAGGGUACAGGUACAUACUUGACGCAAGGGAUAACCUUAGUGGGUUUGUCGAGGCAACCGCGCUCAAGAAGAAAAGUGGGUUUGCAGUUGCAGACUGGGUGGACUUUUAUCUGAGGCACCCGUUCAUCAGGAGAUUCAUAGCCGACAAUGGGACUGAGUUUGUGAACCAGGACGUCCUGAAUACCUGCAAGAGGCUUGGCGUACCGAUAAAAUUGACAGAACCAUUCCAACCUGAGGCCAACGCGCCAGUCGAGCGAGGGCACCAAACGCUUAAGAACACGAUUGCAAAGCUGGCAGCAGAUGACCUUGGGAACUGGCCGGACUAUCUCAGACACGCGGUAUUUGCCGAGAAUAUGACACCAAAAAGGACGACGGGAUGCAUCCCGNCACGCGGUAUUUGCCGAGAAUAUGACACCAAAAAGGACGACGGGAUGCAUCCCGGCAGAGCUAUGUUCAGCCCGUUGACCCCACGUGAGAGGGAGCUCAGAGAAAUCCAACAGCUUCACCAGAAGUUAGAGGAGGAUCUGAAGAAAGCAACCGAUAGAGAAAAAGAGAUAAAGAAUAGAGCAGCCAGGCUUGAAACGUUAGAGGAUGACAAGGCUGAGUUAGAGGGAUUGGAUGAGUCGGCAUUGACUGACCCGCUGAAAACGCUGAAGAAGAAUAUGUUGUUGCUGCAUGCGCAUGUGAACAACAGAUUAGACUUCAUGCAAAGCACUCUAGACCAGAUCCUAGACAUAUUGACAAGGCCAGGAUUCAGGCCACCAGCACAAUCGCCGUUGCCGUUAUCGGCGAUGUCAGGCCCCUUUCCAGUUCAAGCUGGUACACCACCAAGUGGUACGUCUGCAGCAGUCGCACAGACUGUUGCAUCUUCUUCUUCGGGUCCAGCGGUGGUAGCUACACCACCGCAACAACCUGUUCAACAAUUUGGACAACCGCAGGGUCAAUGGUAUCCCAAGACCCCAAUGAAACCGCCUCUUGCCUUCUCAGGCGAGAGAAAGGACGAAGAACUGAACACCUGGUUGAGGACAGUCCGGGUUUGGGUAAAGGCCAAGAGCACCUUGCUAGAGGACGAAGUGGUAACUGCUGCAUCUUACCUCGAGGGUAAGGCAGCCAAGUGGCUAGAUGGAGUAGUUGUAAAGGCCGGGUACGGGCGACGCAUGGCGGACUGGGCUAAGUCUCUGACGUUAGACCAGUUCAUGGAAAUGGUAGAAGCUCGAUGGCAUAAUCCACAGGAGGCGCAAAGGGCCACUGAUGCCAUUAACAAACUAGACCAACGCAAGUUCAAGUCAGUUGGAGAGCUUACGACUACCGUUGAGAGCCUGAUCCUCAUUCCAGGCAUCAACUACAGUGACCAGUUCCUGUUGACUACUUUUGUCAGAUGUCUUCUCGAGAACAUCAGGAACUUGCUGGCCAGCGAGGCACACACAGAUUACCAUUCGUUUGAGACAUUGUCUAGGAAGGCUUUAGAUUUGGAGGCUACUCUAGGCAAUGCUCAACCCACCUCACAGAAUGACACGAAGAAGAAGAAGAGUCCUCGGGAGUGGAAGAAGAAGGGGGCGAAGUUGAUGAUGGUUGAGUCCGAUGGGACUCAAACGGAGAUCGGCGAGCUCUCUGACCUGAUGGACUAUUCAGAGUUUGACGGCGAGGAGGUAGCUGAGGGUAGCACCCUCGCCGCGGUAGUCAAGACUAAGGCAGGUGGCCGAGGGAAAGCCCAACCUAGGAGUCAAGGGAAGGCCGCCUCCAAUCAGACCAAACAGGUUGAGUGGGUUAAGGCAGGUCUUGAUCAAGACGUGUGGCGUGACCGCCGAACGCGUGGCGCUUGUAUCAACUGCGGGGAAUACGGACACUCGCAGUACAAGUGCCAGAACGUGAAGGUUACGCAAAAGGUAGCUCCAAAGAUAGGGGCAUCCUAUUCCCAGGCUUCUAUCUCGGGAAACGCGUGAGGCCAGUGAAAGUUUUAGCAGCUUCUACUCAAGAUGAAGUGGGCUUGAUACCCUUCCAACUUCAUGACAAGGCCAAAGCUAAUGACUCCUUAGUCACCCUGCAGACACAUCUAGACCAAACUAUGCUCUGUAUGUUAGAUGUGUCUGAAGCCUUAGAAGACUUAAAAGGUGAGUGGUCAAACAAGGACCCUCGCGAGUCUUGGGUGGCGCUGAAGAAAGGUCCUAGAGGGGAACAUUUUGUGGUGGAAGUGGAUGUAGGAGGCCGCAAAUGUGGUGCCUUCAUAGACAUCGGAUCCACACGAAAUUACAUAAGUCGCGAUUGUUUGGAAAGGCUGCACCUACAGGACCGGGUACGGCUCCUUAGUAGACCAGUAGCAUUUACUUUGGCCAACAAAGAGCGCAUAAUUGU